This is a messenger RNA of Osmerus eperlanus (European smelt), 1334 nucleotides long. RefSeq names its product family with sequence similarity 49 member Bb (gene cyribb). The transcript has 12 exons. Gene Ontology annotation, biological process: regulation of actin filament polymerization; positive regulation of T cell activation. The record is from RefSeq and is a predicted model, not a curated record. Bases 315 to 1292 code for a protein of 325 amino acids. NCBI's taxonomy places the organism in Eukaryota, Metazoa, Chordata, Actinopteri, Osmeriformes, Osmeridae. Gene Ontology annotation, molecular function: small GTPase binding.
CGUCAGCGUGAAUUGGCAGGCGGUAGACUACUAUCCAAGUUUCGACUUUGUCGAACACGCCCAACAAUUGAGGCAGCGAUACAUUUAGCUACCGGGUCGUUCUUAUAUGGUAUGCUUUCUGUGGUCUUGUAGUGUCAGAGGCAGUCGGAAGCACCUUUCAACGCUAUGUGAGCAGCGCGGUUCUCUUCGUCUCUCCAUAGUUCAUAGAAAGGAAAGAAACUCAAACCUCCGCUGGAGGACUGUGAUCCUCGGCCAUCCGGCAGGCUGGGGCUCCCUCCUCCUGCCCCUGUCUGCUCCUCUUCUGGUGUGGUAACAUGGGAAACCUCCUAAAAGUUUUGACCUGCACAGAUCUGGAACAAGAACCCAACUUUUUCCUCGAUUUUGAAAACGCCCAGCCCACGGAGGCAGAGCGCGAGCUGUGGGAGCAGGUGGACGUAGUUCUGAAGGACGCCAAGGGCAUCCUGGACGAGCUGCAGGCCUACAAGGGAGCCGGCCAGGAGAUCCGAGAGGCGAUACAGAACCCCAGUGACGAGGGUCUGCAGGAGCAGGCCUGGGCCGCUGUGGUCCCCCUCGUGGGCAAGCUCAAGAAGUUCUACGAGUUCUCCCAGAGGUUAGAGGCGGCACUGCGCAGCCUCCUGGGGGCGCUGACCAGCGAGGCGUACGAUGACCCCACGCAGCACCUGGAGAGGGAGCAGGCUCUGGCCAAGCAGUUUGCCGAGAUCCUGCACUUCACCCUGCGCUUUGACGAGCUCAAGAUGACAAAUCCUGCCAUUCAGAAUGAUUUCAGCUACUACCGGAGGACCCUGAGUCGUAUGAGGAUCAACAACGUACCGGCAGAGGUAGAGAAUGAAGUGAACAACGAGCUGGCCAAUCGGAUAUCUCUGUUCUACGCCGACGCCACACCCAUGUUGAAAACAUUAAGCGAUGGAACAACAAAGUUUGUGUCCGAGAAUAAGAACUUGCCCAUUGAGAACACAACGGACUGUUUAAGCACUAUGGCCAGUGUGUGUAAAGUCAUGCUGGAAACACCGGAGUAUCGUAGUCGUUUCACCAGUGAGGAGACUGUGUCCUUCUGCCUGAGGGUCAUGGUGGGCGUCAUCAUCCUGUAUGACUAUGUCCACCCUGUGGGGGCCUUUGCCAAGUCCUCCAAAAUAGAUAUGAAAGGCUGCAUCAAGGUCCUCAGGGACCAGCCUCCAAGUAGCGUGGAAGGUCUUCUCAACGCUCUCAGGUACACAACAAAGCAUUUGAAUGAUGAAUCAACCAACAAGACAAUCAAGAGCAUGCUGCAGUAGAACUGGAACUGCUUGCCUCAUUUACCCCCCCCCCCCCUCCCC